AUGAAAUUCGGAGGGCCAGCCAGUAGCAAUCCACCAGUUCAAGGAUCGUUGCAGGAACUCUAUACCCACCCAGUCGAGCUGAUGUACCCAGUGCCUAAAGCGAUCAGUUUCGUCGUCGUUGGGAUGGACAAGCCAUUGCAAGAGAUCAGCCUGGGAGCAGCCGCUAUUCGGGAGGUCGACAUCGUGGCCGUCUGGCGGUACGCUAACACAUUCCCGACUGCCAUUGCGUUACUACAAAGAAAGCAGAUAGACGUGUCGUCUCUCAUCACCCAUCAAUUCAGUUACGCAGGACACUCGACACCAGAAGACGUUCCUGGCAGGAAAUCAACGCCAGCAAAGUAG
This is a messenger RNA of Cyphellophora attinorum, 342 nucleotides long. RefSeq lists its product as uncharacterized. Gene Ontology annotation, biological process: D-sorbitol catabolic process. Lineage: Eukaryota; Fungi; Ascomycota; Eurotiomycetes; Chaetothyriales; Cyphellophoraceae. The transcript has a single exon. The record is from RefSeq and is a predicted model, not a curated record. Bases 1 to 342 code for a protein of 113 amino acids. Gene Ontology annotation, molecular function: L-iditol 2-dehydrogenase (NAD+) activity.